AUGUACGAGCAAGCAGAGCCUGUCAGGACUCCGCAAGCGGGGUCCGGCGGGGAGCGGAAUCCGUACAGUAAAGAUGUACGAGCAAGCAGAGCCUGUCAGGACGCAGCAAGCGGGGUCCGGCAGGGAACGGAAUGUCAGGCCGCGGGCACCCUACCAAGAUCCCCCGACCGCCGAGGUAACACUAGCGGGCAUGUCGGCCGUGGCAAACAGGCAUGUCAUAAGUAUCAAGAAGAGGAGGACACGUCUUCGAACGUGUACGAAAAAGCUGAGACGGUGAAACUGGAGAAUAUCCCGAGAGACGCGCCUUAUGGAACGGACACGUCUACAGACGCGGACCCCAGUCCACCGGACGGUGCACGUGUAAAAGGCCGCCGUGUCUGCUGCAUCGCCGCCGCCCUGGCUGUUGUUGCAACUCUGGCCACUGUGGGAAUUAUUCUACUGAUCUUCAUCAACGAAACCAACAACUACAAGAAACAAGAGGACAUAUCCAACAUUCCAACUACAGUGGAUGCCUUAAAGCCAGGAUACGGACAAAACCAGACUGGAGCUAUUGGAGCUGUCCAGUGUCCCCUAAUGUCGCCUCCCCUCAACGGCUUCAUGACUGGACCCAACUCCUACGGAGACGUGGUGAACUUCACGUGUGAGCCUGGAUACAACCUUGUUGGCACAUCUUCACUGACUUGUCUGCCUGAUGGAACUUGGAAUGGAAACCUACCAACAUGCACAGAUCGGAAUGUUGUAAAUACAGCUGCCCAGUGUCCCUUACUGUCGCCUCCUCUCAACGGCUUCAUGACUGGAUCCAACUCUUACGGAGACGUGGUCAACUUCACAUGUGACCCAGGAUACAACCUUGUUGGCACAUCUUCACUGUCUUGUCUGUCUGAUGGAACUUGGAAUGGAAACCUACCAUCAUGCACAGCUGUCCAGUGCCCCUUACCGUCGCCUCCUCUGAACGGCUUCAUGACUGGCUCCAACUCCUAUGGAGACGUGGUCAACUUCAAAUGUAACCCAGGAUACAACCUUGUUGGCACAUCUUCACUGUCUUGUCUGUCUGAUGGAACUUGGAAUGGAAACCUACCAUCAUGCGCAGAUCACGUGCACCCCACAUGGUUAGGCAUCAUGCCAUGUCCUUCAUUCCAAGAUCUUUAA
Branchiostoma belcheri (Belcher's lancelet) is the source of this 1149-nucleotide messenger RNA. Its product is annotated as E-selectin-like. Bases 1 to 1149 code for a protein of 382 amino acids. Lineage: Eukaryota; Metazoa; Chordata; Leptocardii; Amphioxiformes; Branchiostomatidae. The record is from RefSeq and is a predicted model, not a curated record. The transcript is spliced from 8 exons.